AUGGAAAACGAAAAAGGUAAGAGAUUUUGAGAUUUUCAACAUAACAUUUUGAACUUCGCGUCAAAUAAUGUGAUUCAAAAGUUUUGGUGUCAAAAAUCCACGUGGCAUAAUUCCUCUUUUUUAUUCAGGAUCGAUUGAUGGCGUCUCGAUUUCAACUCUCGAUCCGAAUUCGAAUUCUGAUCCAAACGAGACCCAAAUGACUACGGUAGCAAUGACACCAAGUCCAACUUCUUCUUCUAAUUCAUCUACACCAUCUCCUCCGCCAUUGCCUCCACCAAUUUUGAAAAAUGGAGCGAAAAUUCGAAAAAAAGAGAAAGAAGAAGAAGAAUUUGAUGAAAUUGAAGAUGAAAAUAUUGGAAACGAGAAAAUGGAAAAAGAAAAGGUGGGAAAAAUUUUUGACGCGAAAUUGAACAUUAUUCAAAAAAUGGAAUUUGAUACUAUAUUUGUAGCGAAAAAUCCACGUGGCAAAAGUUCGAAAUAUUCAAAAUUUUUUUCACACUUCGAAAUUUCUGUUUUUUUCAUUGCAUGACUCAAAAAUUGUCUUUUCUUUUUCAAUUUUUCUCUCGGAAAAACAUUAUUACACAAUAUUUUUUUCGAAAAACAAAACAAAAAAGUUUGCGUGGGAUCAUUUGUGCUCUUUUAUUUUUUUGUUGAAAAUUUAUCAAUUUUUCGAAAUAAAAAACUAGAUUUGAAGGAUAAUGUCGAGAUAUCAUACUACAACUACUGUAGUUGAAACUACCGAAUAUAUUACAAAUGAUGGUCCCGCAGUUAGGGUAAGUUUGAAUUUGGUGCAAGAAAUCGAUAGUGUUUGCCACGUGGCACAUUUUUGGCUCGAAACUUUUUGAUUUCAAUUUUGAUCGAGAAAUUUUGAGAUCUAAAAGUUAUUGAUUUUUUUACCACGUGGAUUCUGAAAAUCAACACAUUUUCUUAUUUUUUAAAACUUUUCCCCCGAAAAUUCCAAAAUUUUGCAGAUCGAAUUUCCUCGAUUGGAUUGUGAUUAUAUUCGAACAAUCGGCGGAAUUUUGAAAUGUUGUUGUAUUAUUUUGUGCUUUUUCACGAUGAUUUUUGUGAUGAUGGGACCGGCAUUUCAUGAAAGUAUGGUUUAUUUUUUGCUUUCCAAAUUUUUUUGUGCGGAUUAAAAAAUUCGAAAAUCAAAAUUGUAUAUAUUUUCAGGCAUUUCCUGGGUCACUUUUGUAGCCUCAAUUGGCCUAUUUUUCACAUCGGUUCUAUUGGUUUUAUACUUAUUUCGAGUCGUCGACACAUUUCCAAAAAUCAACUGGAUUGUUAUUGUGAGUUUUUGAAUUCUCUUCCCAAAAAUGGUGCAGAAUGACACCAAAAAAACCUAUAUUCGAACAAAAAUAUUGAUUUGUUGCAGGAAAUGGUUUAUUGUUUCACAUGGACUGUAUUUUUCUUCAUCGCCGCCUGUAUUUGUGCCAGUUUAGCCUAUCAAAAUCAAAAACACAGCACAUUUGCAUUCGCCGCAGCUUGCGUGAGUUCAUUCUCAGUUGAAUUUGGUGCCAAGAUCCUAUUUUUCACUAAUUUUUGCAGUUUUUCGCGUUUGGAGCAAUGAUAGCAUAUGGUUUGGAUUGUUAUCUCAAAUUUCUUUCAUGGCGACAUAAUGAAAAAGCGACCGGUGGACCGAAUCCAAUUGUUAUUCAACAACAAAGAAGAUCUACUAAUGAUUAUGUUUAA
Caenorhabditis angaria is the source of this 1692-nucleotide messenger RNA. The record is from the annotation of a GenBank genome assembly. NCBI's taxonomy places the organism in Eukaryota, Metazoa, Nematoda, Chromadorea, Rhabditida, Rhabditidae.